AUGACUCCUUGCAAGAAUAAGGUUGUGUUCAUAAUGGGAUCAACGGGCACAGGAAAAACCAACCUUUCGAUUGACCUAGGCUCACAUUUCCCUUCUGAAAUAAUUAACGUUGACAAGAUCCAAGUUUACAAGGGUUUGGACAUCAUCGCCAACAAGAUCGCAGAAUCUCAACGACGAGGAAUCCCCCACCACCUCCUCGGAAUCAUCGAAGAUCCCGAUUUUGACUUCACUCCUACCUAUUUUUGCGACUAUGUCAUCUCUGCAAUCGAACAUAUCACCAAACAAGGACACAUACCCAUCAUCGUUGGAGGCUCCAACACCUACCUAGAAUGCCCUGUGGAAGAUGCCACCUUAGACUUUCGUUCCAAAUAUGAUUGUUGCUUCCUGUGGCUUGACGUAUCUCUUGAUGUCCUGUUUCCCUAUCUGGACAAAAGGGCUGAUGAAAUGGUGGACGCAGGGUUUGUGGAUGAGACUAGAGAGUACUUCAUGCCCGGGGCUGACUAUUCGGCUGGAAUCAGAAGAGCAAUUGGUGCUUUUGAAUUCGACGAGUAUUUUAAGGUAGAGAACGAUCUUAAUGUUGACGAUAGUUACAAGCAAGAGUUGCUCAAAGACGCUCUUCGAAGAAUGAAAGAGAACACUCAUACCCUGGCUCGAUUGCAACUUUCAAAGAUACGUCGAAUCAAUAAUGAGCUUUCCUGGGGAUUGCAUCGUAUUGAUGCUACUAAGGUAUUUGAGGCUGUUUUGAAUGGCAAUGUGUAUCAAGUUUUGUGGAAAGAUAUUGCUUUUAAUCCAAGCAAGGAGAUUGUUCAGAAUUUCCUUCAAGGCUAG
This is a messenger RNA of Prosopis cineraria, 828 nucleotides long. Its product is annotated as adenylate isopentenyltransferase 5, chloroplastic-like. The transcript has a single exon. Gene Ontology annotation, cellular component: mitochondrion. The record is from RefSeq and is a predicted model, not a curated record. Lineage: Eukaryota; Viridiplantae; Streptophyta; Magnoliopsida; Fabales; Fabaceae. Gene Ontology annotation, molecular function: tRNA dimethylallyltransferase activity. The coding region runs from base 1 to 828 and encodes 275 amino acids. Gene Ontology annotation, biological process: tRNA modification; cytokinin biosynthetic process.